UAUCCGAUCUCAUAUUUCUUUUUGGCACAAAGUGUUCUUUUCAUAUUAAAAAAACAAAAAGCAACUUUUUUAAAGGAAAUUAUACAAUUUCAUUUCUCUUUUCAUAAAUUGAACUGAAAUAUAUACAAAUUUAAAAGUUUUAUCUUUUUGAACAUGGGGGUGAAUACGUCACUCUUGCUAAUAAAUUGUUUCAUAAUUUAUUUCAUGUUUCAGCUGGUUGGUGCUGAAAGAAAUGUGAGUGACAUUUAUCUCAUGGACUUAAAAGUAUUAAGUGGAAACAAAGAAGACACAGGUCGUUGCACGUCAAGAGAAGAUUGUAACUUCCUGUGUGAUUGUCAAGGUAACUUUGGAGGAAAGUAUUGCAAGUGUUUUCAAGGCAUUAGUGGCAAAAAUUGUGACAUCAUCGAUGAGUGUGUCGACAAUCCGGGUAUGUGUGGCAAUGAUCCGGAUGUCUCCUGUGGAUUCCACAGGAAGAAGAAGAGGAUCAUCUGCGAAUGUCGGACAUUCGGGAAGAGAUUCGACAUUCCCACUAAAACAUGUGUAGAUCAAAAGCCCUGCAAAUCUUAUAAGGAGUGUUUUAACGGGGCAGACUGUCUAAAUGCUAAUCACGAGGAGGAUGGAAAGGAACCGCAUUACUGUGAAUGUAAAUUUGGGACAAGUGGAGACUACUGCGAGAGAAUAGAAGAAUGUAUCGACAAUCCCAACUAUUGCGGUGAUGGAGAUGGCGUUAUCUGCAGUUAUAAUAAAUUUCUGAUGCGAGCUUAUUGUCAGUGCAAGAAUCGGAACCAGAGAUUUGAUUGGCCGCAAAAAAGAUGCGUCGAACGAAAUAAGUGUCGGACAAGCGAGGAUUGUUUACCUUUCGGUCAAUGUCAAGAUAAGUGCAUCACGUGGGAGCCCUGUCAAGAUUUCAGCCAUAUUGAGAAGAAGCGUUCCUGUCACUGUAUCGAGGGCACCAGUGGAGAACACUGCCAAGUGAUCGAUGAUUGUUACAACAAGGUAGUGGACUGCGGCACGAGCAACAACGUGACCUGCGACUACUACCACAACCACGGUUUAACAGCGUACGCUUUCUGCAGAUGUAAAGAUCGCGAUCUGAAGUUCGAUCCCUAUGACAAACAAUGCAAGGCUUGCCACUGUGGUGAUGGUGCAACAUCCUGUAAUUUCAUAGAUGGAGUGAAAACGUGCUCAUGCAAUCGGGGAUUUUACUACAACGGAGUCAGAUGCAGAGAUUGCGACUGCGGAGAUGACGCGGAAGGAUGUACUUUCACAAAGAGUGGGAAAAUAUGCAUCUGCAAUACUGGAUACAAAGAUGUUGGUGGUAUUUGCGAAUCGGAAUAAAAUUUCUGUCCAAAGCAUUCAACAGAAAU
Parasteatoda tepidariorum (common house spider) is the source of this 1367-nucleotide messenger RNA. RefSeq lists its product as uncharacterized. NCBI's taxonomy places the organism in Eukaryota, Metazoa, Arthropoda, Arachnida, Araneae, Theridiidae. The record is from RefSeq and is a predicted model, not a curated record.